Messenger RNA from Klebsormidium nitens, 654 nucleotides. The record is from the annotation of a GenBank genome assembly. NCBI's taxonomy places the organism in Eukaryota, Viridiplantae, Streptophyta, Klebsormidiophyceae, Klebsormidiales, Klebsormidiaceae.
AUGGACGAGGAGACGCAUUCCUUGUUGGAGAACGGGACGUGGAAGAUCGUCGAAAAUCCGGAAAGGGUCAAGCCGUUUUCCAUGAAGUGGGUUUACAAGAUCAAGCGGGACGCUCACGGAAACGUGGAGGAGUACAAGUCUCGGCUGAUGGCCAAGGGCUACCAGCAGAAGCAGGGGAUUGACUUCGACGAGGUCUAUGCCCCGGAGCUCGGGAACUCCGACUUCGUGGCGUUUAUGGCGGACGAAGCGCUUUUCACGGGGAUUGUAGCCGGGAAGCGGGUCUACCUCGUUGUGUGGGUGGACGACAUCCUCGUGGCGGCCCGUGGAGCGGAGCGCAUUGCGAAGGUGAAGCCGCACUUGUUGGAGAAGUUCGACGUGCACGAUCUGGGGGAGGCAACGUACUUCCUCGGGAUGGAGCUGACGCGCAAUAGAAAGGCGCGCACCCUGAAGCUGACCGAGUGUGUGGGAAGCCUGUUGUACCUGAGCGUGUGCACGAGGCCCGACAUCGCACAGGCGGUGGGCGCGCUUGCGCGCUACAUGGCGGGGCCGACGGAGGCACACUGGCGGGCGGCGCUUGGAGUUGUGCGCUACCUGGCGGGAACGGCAGAGGACGGGGUGACCUUCGGGAAGAGCGAUGAGACUCUCGUUGGUUAA